ACACCCGCCCCUUCCCCGUGCAUGAGUGCGUGUGUGUGUCAGGUGUGACCUUCACUGAGGUCAGAGGUGGCGUGUCCAAGUGAGCCUGACGGACUUAAUGUGACGUCACAGGGUUAAACAACACCUUAAGAGUUUUUCAGGUCUGAAUGUGCUACACUGCUCUGUGUUAGUGUGUCUGUGUGCUUGUGUGUGUGUCUUUGUGUUUCUGUGUGUGCGUGUGUGUAUGCGAGAGAUGCUGAAGAUAAAAUAACUCUUUAUUGUCAUUGCACACUCAUACCUUGUACAAUAGUACAAUGAAAUUGGAAACUCCCACGUCAGCACAACUAAAGACAACACAUUUACUUAAAGUUGAUUUUUUUCAAAGUGCAAGGGACCCAGACAGUGGCACGCGUGCGCCCCUGUAGGAGCUGCAGUUCCUCUGAUGUCCCCCAGACGCUCCAGCAGUGAGCGAUAGAAGAGGCUCCUCCUCAAACAGAGGAGCUUCAUCAGCUCUUUUAGUGAAUGAACCUGCACCCCUGCUCUGUUCUAAAACAUCAACCAAUAACAGUGCACGAGAAUCAGGAAGGCUCUACCUUGUGGCAUUAUCCAGCACUUCGAUAUUAAGUACUUACUGAGCUAAAGCAACAGGAGUAUCGGUAACACAGCAGCAGCAAUGGACUUGGCCGACCACAGAUAUAUAUAUUUCAUCUUCUAUCACCACAGCGGAUCCUCUGCUCAAGGUCACGGUGAAGUUCCUCUGACCUUCUCUGAACCUCUUCAAGACAUCCUCCAUCCUGUCGCAUAUUAAUAAGUUUACGGGGUCAUGGAGGUGUCGUCGCACAGCCUCUUCCUGCUGCAGCAGCUCAACGUGCAGAGGGAAUUUGGUUUCCUGUGUGACUGCACCGUCGCCAUCGGAAACGUCUACUUCAAAGCUCACCGCGCUGUGCUGGCUGCCUUCUCCAACUACUUCAAGAUGAUCUUCAUCCACCAGUCCAGCGAGUGUAUAAAGAUCCAGCCCACGGACAUCCAGCCGGACGUCUUCAGCUACCUGUUGCACAUCAUGUACACCGGUAUGUGUCCCAAACAGCCGGUGGACCAGAGCCGGCUGCAGGAGGGCAUUAAGUUCCUUCACGCCUACCAGCUGUGCCGCAAAACUGGUGAGGGUGCUGCUGAGACUGCCAACAACGUGGUCCGCAUGUCCAACCUCUAUGGCAUUCAGAUCUCUUCCCAGCUGGCCAGCAAGGAGGGACCCGGAGUCCCCAAGACCACCACGAUGUCCCGUGGGGCCGAGGAUGGGCGGUCCUCUGACCGAGGGGCCCAGUCUCACUCCCAGCUGUCCCUUGCUGUCGGACUGGAGGGGGUAUCAUCGGACCAUCAGGCCUCAGCGCUACGUUGCUCUGUGGCAUCCGGAGACGAUUCUGACAUCUCAACUACCCGUAUCAAGCAGGAACGCUUAGAGGAGGAGGAGGACGGCGAGGAGGGUCCAGGUGCAGGGUCUCCAAUUCAGGACAGCAGUCCCAUUCAGGGCCUCCUGUUCAAAGACCGGCCACUAGUGCUGCUCUGUCCCCGCUGUGGAGAGCGCUGCUCCUCCCCAGAGGGCCUGCGGGAGCACCUAUUCAGCCAUGCCCUCGACCCCGCCCGUCUCAUGGAGGGGCUGUCACAGGGCGGUGAGCUGGAAGCCGGCCUAGAGGAGGGUCCUCCAGGAACCCAGGAGCAGCUGGAUGCAGGAUGUUUGGAGGAAGCUCUGAGACAGAGCCAGGCGCUAGCCAACCAGCUGGCUGCUGAGCUGAGGCGGAGCCGAGGAGGUGGUGGGAGUGGAGGAGGGGGGAGUAGCCCUGCUCCCUCCCUGCACUCACGCAAACGUAAGAUUGCCUGCGCCGUCUGCAGCCUACGCUUCUCCCACAAGAGCCAGCUGCAGGAGCACAUGUACACCCACACAGGCAAGCCGUCCCGCUACCACCGCUACAAUCGCCUCUGCAGCCAGCUCUUCCAGGCCUCCGCCCACUUCUGCGACAGUGCUGCUGAGCCUGGGGGGGGGGCUGGGGGUGGAGCCUCAGUGGGCACCCCCAUAGCUCUCUCUGAGGAGCCCAACAGGGACACUCAGGACAAUGGCAGCUCCUGCUACUCCCUGGACUCUGAGAUCUCCCAGGAGAGUGUGGACGGCGUUCCGGUUGAGUGAUGCCAUCUGUUAUGAGGGAUGUGAUUGGACGGAAUAGUAAUUUCUGCAGGUGGUGGUGUUCUGAGUGUUUGGUCUGUACCUGUUUGGGAGUGUCUGUGUUUAAUCCAGUGAUGUGAUCAUGAGGUGCUGAGGUCAGCAGGUCGGACUGUUUGAUGCUCAGAAACGUCGGCAAAACCUGACUGAUUGAUGAUUAAUAAUUAAUUGAUUGGGAACUGUUUCUCCGGUUUGAAACAUUUGCUGAUUUGUGCAUGUUGAACAAGUUUCUGGACUCUGAUUACAUGAUUCGUUUCGAUUAAUCAGCAGAUCAAUCAGAGAUUAAUGAUACGUCAGUACUUUGACUAAUGUCACCUCCUGUCAUUCCUGUCACUGCUUUGUAUUUCCUUCUCUGAAAUUGAGCCGGCAGAGACUCUAAACCUGAAAGCAGCCAACACUGAAGCCCAUGCGAGUCUGAGAGGACUGUGAGGAAGAGGAGACAGUGAGCACUGUGAUGUCAGAGCGAUCUGUGAUGUCAGAACCUUUCUGUGGAUGCACUGACAUGUGCAAACAACAAAAAGCGAACUACUCAGAUUUCUGUCAUUUGGUGUCAGAGUGUCGUAUAUACAAGGUGUAAUCUACAAGUUAUGAGAACAGGUCCAAACCAAAAACUGGAUUUAAAUCUGGCAGAUGUCACAUUCAGGAUCAUCUUCCCCUGGUUUUUGGAUCUCUCAGUGGAAAUCCUGUCAGUUCUCCUUCCAGUUUUAUUUUUUUACCCACGUUUUCUUUCCCUCCAUCUUGCCACACAGGUUUAGGACUAAAAUGUACAGCAGUAAACCCUCUCAGUGACAAAUAACGAGUAAGCACCUUACAUGUAAAGUUUGAGUUUUUGAUUUUCAUUUUUGUCAAUGUUCAUAGUCAGAAAGAGAGUACGAGGCUUCUUGUUUCUGUCCUUUUAGUGUUGUCCACGAAGAAACAAAACUACAGUGCAGACUUCAGUAAAUAACAGCUUGAAACGUUCAGAUUUUGCUUUUGAAUGCUACACAGAGAUUUGAGAAGAUCCCGAGUACCCUGAAAAGGAGUGACACCCUCAGAGGUUUGAAUGGAUAUCUGCCAGUGCAGUGAAUUUACACCCAGCUAACAGUCAACAGGACAAGGAGAAGAAGGCAGCAGCUACAGAAACAUACUGGCAGAAAUGACCUGAAGCCACCUGGGUUCUCGGACCUCUGCAGGUUCAAUAGUGAAUAGUGAUGACCUGUCAUUGAGAUUAGCUGGGGUUAAACCAGGUUUUUAUUGGACCUCUUCGCUGAAGCUGCUCACACCCACUAACCUCAGUAUGCAGCACCAAAGACACAGAGGAAGAGCUAACGGUUCAGGUCAAAGCCACGACCUAACGUCAGUCAUCUUCUGCCAAACUGAGCAGAUCCGAAAGCUCUUAACUUCAUCCUGCCUCUGUUCUGCUUUUCUUUAGUUUCUGCUAAAGAGCUUACAGCGUGAGAUGUUGCAUUUCACCGAGGUAAAAAUUAGUCCCUGUAGAAAAAUCUCUGAUUGAGGUGUUGCCCCUCAGCGGGCUUCCAGAAGCUGUUCAAUCAGGAUGAAGUGAGCUCACACACAGAUGGGAGGAUUACACUGAGGGUGCUCUUACAUGGAGCAGCUGAUGGUUUAACUUCAUUUAAAGGAUCAUUCCACAGUUUCUUCCAUCUGACUCGAACAAAGGCAAGCACAAAAAAAGACAGAAAGGACAGAUGGGAAAAUAAACGUGUCCCAAUCUGUGGGUCAGGACUCUUGUGGUUCCCAGCCUACGCCCACAGGGGCACAUUUUUUAUUUACAUUUUUAAAUAAAGUUUUAAAAAUAUUCAAUCUUUUUUAUAUUUAUCAUAAAACUGUGAAAAACUAAAAUCUUUUAACAGUCUAAAAAUCAAAAGCCAACAAAAAAGCACGAUCUGAAUUUUAUUUUAAAAAAGUUACUGCCAGCGUUUGAUAUAUUUUGUUGGAAUGCCCUAUUAACUUUUACAUUUUAUUUUGAAAUGGUUAUGCUCCUAUAUGUUCUAAACGUUUUAUUUUGAAGGAGUCAUAGUUUAGUGCAUUUGAUAUACAUUUAUUUUGAAGGAGUGACAUUCUGU
Neolamprologus brichardi is the source of this 4254-nucleotide messenger RNA. It is a transcript of the gene zbtb25, whose product is annotated as zinc finger and BTB domain containing 25. Gene Ontology annotation, cellular component: nucleus. Gene Ontology annotation, biological process: regulation of transcription by RNA polymerase II. Gene Ontology annotation, molecular function: DNA-binding transcription factor activity, RNA polymerase II-specific; protein binding. The record is from RefSeq and is a predicted model, not a curated record. Lineage: Eukaryota; Metazoa; Chordata; Actinopteri; Cichliformes; Cichlidae.